Molecule: messenger RNA, 132 nt
Organism: Meloidogyne enterolobii
Lineage: Eukaryota; Metazoa; Nematoda; Chromadorea; Rhabditida; Meloidogynidae
Source: the annotation of a GenBank genome assembly
AUGCGCCCUUGUGAUAUUUCUAGGCAAUUACAAGUUUCUAAUGGAUGUGUUUCUAAAAUAUUAUCCCGUUUUAUGGAAUCCGGUACAAUUAAACCAAGGGCUAUUGGCGGGUUUGUUUUUAGAAAUUUUUAA